Messenger RNA from Lachnellula hyalina, 909 nucleotides. RefSeq names its product Store-operated calcium entry-associated regulatory factor (gene Saraf). Gene Ontology annotation, cellular component: endoplasmic reticulum membrane. Bases 1 to 909 code for a protein of 302 amino acids. The record is from RefSeq and is a predicted model, not a curated record. The transcript is spliced from 2 exons. Gene Ontology annotation, biological process: regulation of store-operated calcium entry. Lineage: Eukaryota; Fungi; Ascomycota; Leotiomycetes; Helotiales; Lachnaceae.
AUGCAACUCCUCACCUUCCUCUACCCCCACACUCCUCGCCCUCCUCCUUACACCCUCCCCCAUCUCAGCCGCCGCUCCCAAGAAAGUCCCGAAAAACGCCAUCCUCCUGUCAAACGUCAAAUCCCUCACUCUACGCGAAAAUGCAAAGACAUCACAUCGACGCGCCCAGCCUGCGCACACCAUCACAUAGACAUAAUGCGCUGCACAAACGCCGGCGCAGACUACAACACCGAAGACAUUCAAUGGUCCUGUAGCGCCUCUCUGCCCGCGGACUUCAAACUCGGCUCUACAGACGUAAUUUGCGAGGGCUAUUCCUCGCCUGACGACGAUUACGUCUUAAAAGGAUCGUGUGGCGUCGAGUACCGGCUCCUAUAUACGGAGGCUGGGGAGGAGAAGUACGGUGGUGGAGGCUGGUUCGGUGGAGGGAAAGGGGAGGGAUGGACGAUUGAUGGGAUUAUUUUCACGGUGCUGUUUGUUGCCGUGUUGGUGUGGAUUUGCUGGGCUCUUUAUGCAGGGGUUAGAGAUGCACCUGCGCCUGGGGCGGGGAGGGCGCCGAGAAGGGGUGGAGGUGGAGGUGGAGGAUGGGGAGGUGGUGGGGGAGAUGAUCCGUAUGACCCCCCUCCCCCAUAUCCUGGGAAGCGGUAUGGGGCUACGGAACAGCAGGGCUGGAGGCCCGGGUUCUGGAGCGGAUCGGCAGCUGGGGCCGCGGCUGGGUAUAUGGCUGGUAGAGCGGGGAAUCAGAGACAACCGGAUGUGCAGCAGGGAGGUGGAUGGUUCGGUGGUGGAGGUGGGAGGAACAGCGGCGGGGGAAGUGGUUGGGGAGGUGCUGGUCCUUCACGGAGCGGAUCGAGCUCCAGCUCAUCUCCUAGACAUGAAAGUACAGGGUUUGGAUCAACAUCACGCAGAUAA